This is a messenger RNA of Solanum verrucosum, 1808 nucleotides long. Its product is annotated as butanoate--CoA ligase AAE1-like. The transcript has 4 exons. The coding region runs from base 1 to 1803 and encodes 600 amino acids. The record is from RefSeq and is a predicted model, not a curated record. NCBI's taxonomy places the organism in Eukaryota, Viridiplantae, Streptophyta, Magnoliopsida, Solanales, Solanaceae.
AUGAAUAAAUUCUUCAAAACCUCGAAUAUUGCACUAAGGUUGUUUAACCGAUCAGUCCAAUUACACGCACCCACUCAGAGGGUCCAGCAACUUGCUGGGAGUAUUGAAUCAACGGAUGAGUCCCGAAGAUUAUUGGAGGGUCUUGUUACAAGUCCAGCAAAUUAUGUUCCAUUGACACCUAUAAGUUUUUUGGAGAGAGCAGCAGAUGUUUUUCGCGAUAGAACUACGGUUGUGUUUGGGUCUUGUGUGAAGUAUACUUGGGAAGAGACACACUCUAGGUGUCUAAAACUUGCCUCUGCUUUAGUUCAACUUGGAAUUUCACGGGGAGAUGUGGUUGCAACUCUGGCUCCGAAUGUACCAGCAAUGCAUGAGUUGCAUUUUGUAGUACCAAUGGCUGGAGCUGUUCUAUGUACGUUAAAUACUCGUCUUGAUUCAUCAAUGGUAGCUGAUUUGCUCAAACAUUCUGAAACCAAGAUAAUAUUUGUUGAUCAACAAUUGCUCCAAAUUGCUCAACAAGCACUACUUAACCUUCUUUCAAAAGACAAAACAAUUAAACCACCAAUUCUUAUAUUAAUACCCGAAUCCAACAAUUCAUCUCCUCUCGUACUUGAUGUAUCUAACAUUCACGAAUAUGAAAAUCUGUUGACUAGUGGGAGUAGCAAUUUUACAAUAAGGUGGCCAAAAACUGAAAUGGAUCCUAUUAGUGUUAAUUAUACUUCUGACACAACGUCAUCACCUAAAGGAGUUGGGUACAAUCACAGAGGUUCAUAUCUUAAUACUAUUGCUACUUUUCUCUGUCAUGGCAUGGGUCCGAUGCCAACGUACCUUUGGACACUUCCAAUGUUUCACUGCAAUGGAUGGUGCAUGAUUUGGGGAAUGGCUGCACUUGGUGGCACAAAUGUUUGCCUUAGACAUGUCUCCGCGAAAAAUAUAUUUAAAAAUAUUUCUAUCAACAAGGUCACACAUAUGAGUGCAGCACCAAUUGUCUUGAGUAUGAUGGCAAAUUCUUCACCAAAUGACAGGAAGCCACUUCCCCAUAAGGUCGAAAUAAUGACAGGCGGAUCACCACCGCCUCCACAAAUUCUUUCCAAAAUGGAGCAACUCGGAUUUGGAGUAUCCCAUGGAUAUGGACUAACAGAAACUUAUAGUGCUGCUACGAGUUGCUUGUGGAAGCCUGAGUGGGAUUCUUUGCCCCUUGAAGAACGAGCCAUGCUUAAAUCAAGACAAGGGGUGCAAAGUCUUUGUAUUGAAAAAGUAGACGUUAUAGACCCUGAUACCAUGGAAAAUGUGCCAGCUGAUGGAAAAAGCAUUGGUGAGAUUGUGUGCAGAGGGAAUACUGUGAUGAGUGGAUAUUUGAAAGAUGUUAAAGCAACUAAAGAAGCUUUUAAAGGCGGAUGGUUUCAUACUGGUGAUGUUGCAGUGAAACAUCCAGAUGGGUAUAUAGAAAUUAGGGAUCGGCUGAAGGAUAUUAUAAUUUCUGGAGGUGAAAACAUAAGCACACUCGAAAUGGAAGGAGUUUUACAUAGUCACCCAGCAGUUGUUGAGGCAGCAGUAGUCGCACGACCAGAUGAUCAUUGGGGACAAACACCUUGUGCAUUCGUGAAGCUGAAAGAAGGAUCUAAACAAAUAACUUCAGAUGAAAUAAUCAAUUAUUGUAGGGAUCAUUUGCCACAUUACAUGACUCCUGGAGCAGUCGUUUUUGAAGAUUUACCAAAAACUUCAACUGGCAAGGUACAAAAAUUCAUCUUGAGAGAGAAAGCAAAAGCUUUGGGCAGUCUUUUCAACCCUGAAAGAAAAGUGUAAUAAGU